GGCGAUCUUCCUACCUCAGCCUCCUGAGUCGCUGGGACUACAGGAGACGCUUUGUCGGGUGAGAGGUGGUGACCAUGCACCAUGGCAGCGGCCCCCAGAAUGUCCAGCACCAGCUGCAGAGGUCCAGGUCCUUCACUGGCAGCGAGGGGGAUGAGCAGCCGGCCCACCCAACCCUGCCUCCCUCCCCAGCCACACCCUUCGCCCCCUCAGCAAGCCCGUCUGCACCCCAGUCCCCCAGCUACCAGAUCCAGCAGCUGAUGAGCAGGAGCCCCGCGGCUGGGCAGAAUGUGAACAUCACCCUGCAGAACGUCGGCCCCGUUGUGGGAGGAAGCCAGCAGAUCACGCUGGCCCCUCUGCCGCUCCCCAGCCCCACCUCUCCGGGCUUCCAGUUUGGUGCUCAGCCACGGCGGUUUGAGCAUGGGUCCCCAUCGUACAUUCAAGUGACGUCGCCGCUGUCCCAGCAGGUUCAGACCCAGAGUCCCACGCAACCCAGCCCUGGGCCGGGGCAGACCCUGCAGAGUGUGCGUGCAGGUGGCCCUGGCCCUGGGCUGGGCAUCUGUGGCAGCAGCCCCACGGGAGGGUUUGUGGACGCUAGUGUACUGGUGAGACAGAUCAGUCUGAGCCCGUCGAGUGGCGGACACUUUGUGUUUCAGGAUGGGUCUGGACUCACCCAGAUCGCCCAGGGAGCCCAGGUUCAGCUCCAGCAUGCGGGUGCACCCCUCGCAGUCCGCGAGCGGAGGCUCUCCCAGUCUCAUGCCCAGGCGGGAGGCACCAUCCACCACCUGGGCCCUCAGAGCCCUGCAGCCGCAGGUGGGACCGGCCUGCAGCCCCUGGCCAGCCCGAGCCACAUCACCACCGCGAGCCUGCCACCCCAGAUCAGCAGCAUUAUCCAGGGCCAGCUGAUCCAGCAGCAGCAGGUGCUGCAGGGGCAGCCGCUGACCCGACCCCUGGGCUUUGAGAGGACUCCCAGCAUGCUGCUCCCCGGGGCCGGGGGGACAUCGGCGUUUGGGAUGACGUCCCCGCCCCCGCCCACCAGUCCUUCCAGGACCACCGUGACCCCAGGCCUUUCCAGCCUUCCCCUCCCUUCUGUGGGGAGCACAGCCAUGAAGAAGGCUCCCAGGAAGUUGGAGGAGAUCCCCCCAGCUUCCCAGGAGAUGGCACAGAUGAGGAAGCAGUGCCUGGACUAUCACUACAAAGAAAUGGAGGCGCUGAAGGAGGUCUUCAGGGAAUAUUUGAUUGAGCUCUUUUUCUUGCAACAUUUUCAAGGGAACAUGAUGGAUUUCUUAGCUUUCAAGAAGAAGCAUUAUGCCCCGUUACAGGCAUAUCUUAGACAGAAUGAUCUGGACAUUGAAGAAGAGGAGGAAGAAGAGGAAGAGGAGGAAGAGAAAUCAGAGGUUAUCAAUGAUGAGCAGCAAGGCCUCGCAGGGAGCCUGGUGACAGGGGCCGGAGGCACAUUAGAGGCAGACCCCUUUACAAGGCAGCAGGCGAUGCCCCCCGCAGGUAUGUCAGGACAGUCUAAGCGACCUCGACUUGAAGUGGGUCAUCAAGGGGUAGUUUUCCAGCAUCCAGGGGUGAAUGCAGGAGUUCCUCUUCAGCAGUUAAUGCCAACAGCACAAGGAGGAAUGCCCCCCACCCCUCAGGCCGUGCAGCUUACUGGACAGAGGCAGAGUCAGCAGCAGUAUGACCCGUCCACGGGGCCCCCUGUGCAGAAUGCUGCCAGCUUGCACACCCCACCACCACAGCUGCCUGGGAGGCUGCCCCCGGCUGGCGUCCCUGCCACAGCCCUCCCCUCUGCACUGCAGCUCGCACAGCAGCCGCAGCUGGUGGAGGCUCAGACGCAGCUCCAUAUCCCAGGGAAGACUCAGCAGCCGAGCGUCCCCAUCCCCACCCCCCCACCCAGCCAGCUGCCCCCACUUCCGCAGCCUGUGCCGCUGGCCCUCCAUGUCCCGACACCUGGGAAGGCACAGGUGCAGGCCUCUCAGCUUUCCUCCCUGCCACAGACGGCGGUGUCGACAAGGCCACCUGUGGAUCCUACCCCUCCCUGCCCGCGAUCUCUGCCCAGCUCCUCCUCUACCUCGUCCCUCACACCCGUGAGUGGCUCAGGCCCAGGACCCUCGCCUGCUCGUUCCUCUCCAGUAAGCAGACCCUCCUCAGCAGCCAACAAGGCAUUGUCUCCCGUCACGUCCCGGGCCCCGGGGGCAGCUGUGUUGGCCACCCCCAAACCACAGAGUCCUGCUCAGAGUGCCACUUCAUCCCAAGACAACUCUCAGGAUACGCUGGCGGAACAGAUAACACUGGAAAACCAGGUGCAUCAGCGCAUAGCAGAUUUAAGGAAGGAAGGCCUGUGGUCUCUGAGGCGGCUGCCCAAGCUGCAGGAGGCCCCACGCCCCAAAUCCCACUGGGACUACCUGCUGGAGGAGAUGCAGUGGAUGGCCACAGACUUCGCCCAGGAGAGGAGGUGGAAGGUGGCUGCUGCGAAGAAGCUUGUUAGAACUGUAGCACGCCAUCAUGAAGAAAAGAAACUUCGUGAAGAAAGGGGAAGGAAAGAAGAACAGAGCAGACUGAGGCGUAUAGCUGCCUCGGCCGCCCGAGAGAUAGAAUAUUUUUGGUCAAACAUUGAACAGGUUGUGGAAAUAAAACUACAAGUAGAAUUAGAAGAAAAAAGGAAAAAGGCCUUAAAUUUGCAGAGAGCUUCCAAGAGAGGGAAAGAAUGGAGACCUAAGGGACUGGACUUGCUACCAGAAAACUUUCUGGAUUCAGGAAUGCCUGGAAGAAAAAGAAAAGCUAGUGUGUCUCUGGCUGAUGAUGAAGUGGAAGACGAAGAGGAGACGAUUGAAGAGGAAGAAGCGAGUGAAGGGGCUGUAGAUCACCAAACAGAGCUCUCCAAUUUAGCCAGAGAAGCUGAGCUACCCCUAACUGACCUGAUGAAGCUGUACGAGGGCGCCUUUCUGCCUGGCGCUCAGCGACCCCAGCCCAGGCCGGAUAGCGAAGAGACAAGCGGAGAAGAAGAUGCAGAAGAUUGUGCUGGGGAUGGCGAGAGCCGGAAGGACGUGGUUGUCAUCGACUCACUCUUCAUCAUGGAUCAGUUUAAAGCCGCAGAGAGAAUGAAUAUUGGGAAACCCAAUACCAGGGACAUUGCAGAGGUCACUGCUGUGGCUGAAGCCAUCCUGCCCAAGGGCAGUGCUCGGAUCACGACCUCGGUGAAGUUUAAUGCUCCGGCUUUGCUCUAUGGUGCUCUCAGAGAUUACCAGAAGAUCGGCCUAGACUGGCUGGCCAAACUGUACCGCAAAAGUCUCAAUGGCAUCUUGGCAGAUGAAGCCGGGCUCGGGAAGACAGUGCAGAUCAUUGCCUUUUUUGCCCACCUGGCUUGUAAUGAAGGUAAUUGGGGCCCCCACCUUGUUGUCGUGAGAAGUUGUAACAUACUCAAGUGGGAGCUUGAAUUGAAACGUUGGUGUCCUGGGCUCAAAAUCCUCUCGUAUAUUGGCAGUCACAGAGAACUCAAAGCAAAGAGACAGGCGUGGAGCACACCCAACAGCUGCCACGUGUGCGUCGCGCCCUACUCACAGUUCUUCAGGGGCCGCACCGCCUUCACACGAGUACGCUGGAAGUGCCUGGUCGUUGACGAGAUGCAGCGUGUGAAGGGCCUGACCGAGAGGCACUGGGAGGCAGUUUUCUCGCUGCAGAGCCAGCAACGCCUGCUGCUGAUCGACGCACCGUUGCACAACACUUUCCCGGAGCUCUGGACCGUGGUGCACUUUCUGGUCCCGGGCAUCUCCAGGCCCUACCGGAGCUUCCCCCUGAGAGCCCCCAGCGACGAGAGCCAGGAUUACUACCACAAGGUGGUCAUCAGGCUGCACAGGGUGACACAACCAUUUAUUUUGAGGAGAACUAAAAGAGAUGUGGAAAAACAACUGACAAAGAAAUAUGAGCAUGUUUUGAAGUGUCGCCUUUCGAAUCGACAGAAAGCCUUAUAUGAGGAUGUUAUCCUACAACCCGGAACUCAGGAGGCUCUGAAGAGUGGGCACUUUGUCAGUGUGCUGAGCAUUGUGGUGCGGCUGCAGCGCAUCUGCAACCACCCUGGGCUGGUGGAACCCCGGCUGCCAGGCUCCUCCUAUGUGGCGGGGUCUCUGGAGUACCGGUCGGCCUCCCUGACUCUGAAAGCACUGGAGAGAGACUUCUGGAAGGAAACGGAUCUUUCUAUGUUUGAUCUCAUUGGGUUAGAGAAUAAAAUCACCCGCCAUGAGGCAGAAUUGCUGUUCAAGAAAAAGGUAACACGCAAACUCAUGGAGGAGAUCUCCAGCUCGCCAGCCUCAUCAACCCGGCCAGCGGCAGUGAAGCUGAAGGCCAGCAGGUUGUUUCAGCCUGUGCAGUAUGGCCAGAAGCCCGAGGGCCGCACCGUGGCUUUCCCUAGCACGCACCCACCCCGGACAGCAGCCACUACUGCGGCCUCUGCUACUCCACAGGGCCAGCUUCGAGGACGGCCACCCAUUGCCACAUUCUCUGCAAAUCCGGAGACAAAAGCGGCCGCGGCCCCGGCUCAGACCCCUCGGGCUUGCUCCAGUGCUCCGCGACACCAGCCCGCCUCGACCUUCAGCGCAGCCGCUAGCCCAGCCCAUCCUGCGAAACCACGGGCGCAGACCGCUGCCCAGGCCUCCACCCCGGGCCCGCCCCCGUGCUGCCUCUACCAGCCGCCUUUGGCUGGCGGUGGAGAGGUCGUCAAAAUAGCACAGCUGGCGUCCAUCGCGGGGCCGCAGAGCCGCGUGGCACAGCCAGAGACACCGGUAACACUACAAUUCCAAGGCAGCAAGUUCACGCUAUCGCACAGCCAGCUCCGGCAACUCACAGCGGGCCAGCCGCUGCAGCUGCAGGGCAGUGUUCUUCAGAUCGUGUCCGCCCCUGGGCAACCUUACCUGCGAGCCCCCGGCCCCGUGGUGAUGCAGACCGUGUCUCAGGCGGGUGCUGUGCAUGGCACUUUGGGAAGCAAGCCCCCAGCUGGCAGCCCCAGCCCUGCACCCUUGACCCCACAAGUUGGUGUUCCCGGGCGUGUGGCGGUCAGUGCCUUGGCAGUGGGAGAACCGGGAGCCGCCUCUAAACCAGCCUCUCCCCUCGGGGGGCCAACCCAGGAGGAAAAGGCCAGACUCUUGAAAGAGCGGCUGGAUCAGAUCUAUUUUGUCAACGAGCGGCGCUGUUCCCGAGCUCCAGUCUACGGCAGAGAUCUCUUAGGGGUUUGUUUGCUGACUGGCAGAGGAAGGCUGCCUUGGCGGGGUUCUGUGGAUUGCAGACUCGGGAAGGAGGCUGGGCCAGCGAGCCAUUGCUUGUCACCCUCGAGGAAUCAGAAUGAGUUGAUGUGGACGCUGAGCCAGUGUCAGGAGUCACUCCAGGACGUCGUUGACAGGGUGGCCUGUGUAAUUCCUCCGGUGGUUGCAGCUCCCCCAUCCUUGUGGGUUGCGAGGCCGCCCUCCCUGUACAGCCACAGAAUGAGGGUCUUCAGGCAGGGCCUGCGAGAGCACACUGCCCCCUACUUCCAGCAGCUGUGUCGAUUGACUGCCCUGCGCCUGUUGCAGUUCCCUGAGCUGAGACUGGUACAGUUCGAUUCAGGAAAGUUAGAGGCUCUGGCCAUCUUGCUUCAGAAGCUGAAGUCUGAAGGACGCCGGGUGUUGAUCUUAUCCCAGAUGGUUCUCAUGUUGGACAUUCUGGAAAUGUUCUUAAACUUCCAUUACCUCACCUAUGUCAGAAUCGAUGAGAACGCCAGCCGGGAGCAGCGGCAGGAACUGAUGAGGAGUUUCAACAGAGACAGGCGGAUUUUUUGUGCCAUCCUCUCCACUCACAGCCGUGCCAUGGGCAUUAACCUCGUGGAGGCGGACACCGUCGUGUUUUAUGACAACGACCUGAACCCGGUGAUGGAUGCCAAGGCUCAGGAGUGGUGUGACAGGAUUGGGAGGUGCAAGGACAUCCAUAUAUACAGGCUUGUGAGUGGCAAUUCCAUCGAAGAGAAAUUGUUGAAAAAUGGAACUAAAGAUUUGAUUCGAGAAGUAGCUGCUCAGGGAAAUGACUAUUCCAUGGCGUUCCUGACUCAGCGAACUAUCCAGGAGCUGUUUGAGGUCUACUCUCCUGUGGACGAUGCUGGCUUCCCAGUCAAAGCGGAGGAGUUCGUGGUGCUCUCUCAGGAGCCUUCCGUCACGGAAACCAUCGCUCCCAAGAUUGCAAGACCUUUUAUAGAGGCCCUCAAGAGCAUUGAGUAUCUGGAGGAAGAUGCACAAAAGUCCCUCGAGGAAGCAGUGACUGUAUCACAUCCUGACAUGUCAUCAGACGCAGACAGCACCAGGUGCCGUGACGCGCCAUCCCAGUUGGAAGAGCUCGCCGACUUCAUGGAACAGCUUACACCAAUUGAAAAAUAUGCUUUAAAUUACCUGGAAUUGUUUCAUACUUCCAUUGAGCAAGAAAAAGAGAGAAAUAGUGAGGAUGCAGUGAUGACUUCCAUGAGGGAGUGGGAGUCCUGGAACCUGAGGACCCUGCAGGCCCGGGAGGCCCAGCUGCGGCUGGAGCAGGAAGAGGCGCGGCUCCUCACCUAUACCCGCGAGGACGCCUACAGCAUGGAAUAUGUCUGUGAAGAUGCCGACGGACAAACAGACAUCAUGCCGCUCUGGACCCCGCCCACACCCCCUCAGGAUGACAAUGAUAUCUACCUGGACUCGGUCAUGUGUCUCAUGUACGAAGCCACUCCCAUCCCGGAGGCUAAGCUGCCACCCGUGUAUGUGAGGAAAGAGCGGAAACGGCAUAAGACGGACCCCUCAGUUGCAGGCAGGAAGAAGAAGCAGCGUCAUGGGGAGGCGGUUGUGCCCCCACGGUCUCUAUUUGACCGAGCAACGCCAGGCAUGCUGAAAAUCCGCAGAGAGGGGAAGGAGCAGAAGAAGAACAUUCUGCUGAAGCAGCAGACACAGUUUGCCAAGCCUUUGCCAACUUUCGCCAAACCAACAGCUGAGCCUGGUCAGGACAAUCCCGAGUGGCUCAUCAGUGAAGACUGGGCCCUGCUGCAGGCCGUGAAGCAGUUACUCGAGCUACCUUUGAACCUCACAGUCGUGUCACCUGCUCACACACCCAACUGGGAUCUGGUCAGCGAUGUCGUCAACUCCUGCAGCCGCGUCUACCGGUCUUCCAAGCAGUGCCGGCAUCGCUAUGAGAGUGUCAUCAUCCCACGGGAGGAAGGGAAGAGUAAAAACAACCGUCCUCUCCGUACGAGCCAGAUUUAUGCCCAGGAUGAGAACGCCACACACACUCAGCUGUACACAAACCACUUUGACUUAAUGAAAAUGACUGCGGGCAAGAGAAGCCCCCCCAUCAAGCCUCUGCUUGGCAUGAAUCCUUUUCAGAAAAACCCCAAGCAUGCCUCUGUGUUGGCAGAAAGUGGAAUCAACUAUGACAAGCCACUGCCUCCCAUCCAGGUUGCAUCUCUCCGUGCAGAGCGAAUUGCAAAAGAGAAAAAGGCUCUGGCGGACCAACAGAAGGCGCAGCAACCUGCUGUGGCGCAGCCACCACCUCCACAGCCCCAGCCUGCACCGCCCCCACAGCAGCCUCCGCCACCGCUGCCACAGCCACAGGCAGCAGGCAACCAGCCACCAGCAGGACCACCUGCCGUCCAGCCACCACCACCACCACCUCAGCCUCAGCCCCAGCCGCAGCCUGUGCAGGCCCCAGCAAAGGGGCAGCCGGCUAUAACGACCGUGGGCAGCACUGCUGUGCUGGCAGGAACCAUUAAAACAUCAGUUACUGGGACAAGCAUACCGACUGGUACUGUGAGCGGAAAUGUUAUUGUGAACACCAUAGCGGGCGUUCCGGCUGCCACUUUUCAGUCCAUCAACAAGCGCCUCGCUUCACCAGUGGCCCCUGGGACCUUGACCACGCCCGGAGGCUCUACUCCUGCCCAGGUGGUUCACACCCAGUCCCAGCCGCGAGCAGUGGGUUCCCCGGCCUCUGCCACUACUGACCUUGUGUCCAUGGCAACAACUCAGGGUGUUCGAGCAGUCACUUCUGUGACUGCCUCCGCUGUGGUCACUACCAACCUGACUCCAGUGCAGACCCCGGCACGGUCUUUGGUGCCCCAAGUGUCCCAAGCCACGGGUGUUCAACUCCCUGGAAAAACCAUCACCCCCGCACACUUCCAGCUUCUCAGGCAGCAGCAGCAGCAACAGCAGCAGCAGCAGCAGGCCUCCCAGGUGCAAGGGCCUCCGACCCAGGGCCAGGCCCCACCCCCUGCGCAGAUCAAAGCUGUGGGCAAACUGACACCGGAGCACCUCAUCAAGAUGCAGAAGCAGAAGCUGCAGCUGCCCCCACAGCCCCCGCCGCAAGCCCAGCCGGGGCCCCCGCAGCCAGCAGCACAGGUGCAGGUGCCGCCCCCGCAGACCCCGCAGCAGCAGAGCCCCCAGCUCACCACCGUCACCGCCCCGAGGCCUGGAGCCCUGCUCACAGGCACUACCGUGGCCAACCUCCAGGUGGCCCGGCUGACCCGGGUUCCCACUUCUCAGCUGCAGGCGCAAGGGCAGAUGCAAACCCAGACACCCCAACCGGCUCAGGUGGCCUUGGCGAAGCCUCCGGUGGUAUCCGUGCCAGCGGCUGUGGUCUCCUCACCAGGGGUCACCACCCUGCCCAUGAACGUCGCGGGGAUCAGCGUGGCCAUCGGGCAGCCGCAGAAAGCAGCAGGACAGACUGUGGUGGCCCAGCCCGUGCAUGUGCAGCAGUUGCUGAAGCUUAAGCAGCAGGCCGUCCAGCAGCAGAAGGCCAUCCAGCCUCAGGUCGCCCAAAGCCAGACCACCGUCCAGCAGAAGAUAACAGCACAGCAGAUUGCUGCCCAGGGCCCUCAGCAGAAGGUCACCUAUGCCGCCCAGCCAGCCCUUAAGACCCAGUUUCUCACCACGCCCAUCUCCCAGGCCCAGAAACUGGCUGGGACCCAGCAAGUGCAGACCCAGAUCCAGGUUGCAAAACUUCCUCAAGUUGUCCAACAGCAAACACCUGUGGCCAGCAUCCAGCAGGUUGCCUCCGCCUCUCAACAGGCUUCUCCACAGACCGUCACGCUCACGCAGGCAACCGCAGCAGGGCAGCAGGUACAGAUGAUACCUGCGGUGACUGCCACAGCCCAGGUGGUGCAGCAGAAACUCAUCCAACAGCAGGUGGUGACUACAGCGUCGACCCCGCUCCAGACCCCAGGUGUUCCCAACCCAGCCCAGGGGCCAGCCAACUCUGAUAGCCCAAACCAGCAGCCCAAGUUACAGAUGAGGGUCCCUGCUGUCAGGCUGAAGACGCCCACCAAGCCUCCGUGCCAAUAGUCAGGAGAGCAGGGACAGCCUCUCGCCUGAAGCAAAGCCACCCUCCUCCCUGGAAAUACUUCGUUUACUUUUGAAGCAAGGGACGAUGUCAUGUGAGAUAUUCAGCACUCGGAAAGCUGCGAUUGAAGCAGCAGUGUAACCACUUUAAUAAAAUGCAUCCUACACUGCAGGGCGGGCAAUCUGUGUGCACCGACCCUCUUCUCUAUCAUGUGGCUCAUCAAGAAAGUGACUGUGCAGUUUUUUUGAAAUCAUCACACCUUGUGGGUCAUCCUCUAGAACAGUGGUACUAAGCCUUGAAAGCCAUCU
This is a messenger RNA of Carlito syrichta (Philippine tarsier), 9626 nucleotides long. RefSeq names its product E1A binding protein p400 (gene EP400). The transcript has 54 exons. The record is from RefSeq and is a predicted model, not a curated record. Gene Ontology annotation, molecular function: ATP-dependent chromatin remodeler activity; ATP binding. NCBI's taxonomy places the organism in Eukaryota, Metazoa, Chordata, Mammalia, Primates, Tarsiidae. The coding region runs from base 75 to 9320 and encodes 3081 amino acids.